Messenger RNA from Amoebophrya sp. A25, 859 nucleotides. The record is from the annotation of a GenBank genome assembly. NCBI's taxonomy places the organism in Eukaryota, Dinophyceae, Syndiniales, Amoebophryaceae.
AUGCGUCGUAGCGUCCUUGAUUUCAAGGAAGGCCACGGCAGAUCAAGAAACGACAGAUCAUCCACGAAAUUUGGUUUAUUAAUAGAACUAGAAGUGGCGCUGCAGUUGCUAAGUUUCUUCAAGAACGUCUGCUCUCAGGCAAGCGUCUGCUCUCAGGCAAGCGUCUGCUCUCAGGCAAGCAUCUGCUCUCAGGCAAGCAUCUGCUCUCAGACGUGCUCUGCUCUGAGACGUGCUUUGCUCUCAGACGUGCUCUGCUCUCAGACGUGCUCUGCGCUCAGACGUGCUCUGCUCUCAGACGUGCUCUGCUCUCAGCCGUGCUUUGCUCUCAAACGUGCUCUGCUUUCGUUCCAGAAGGACUCGGGUGCGGAGAAUUAGUAUUUUGUGAGCGUCAACAUCAACUGUCGUGCUUCCAAAAUAGAUCGAUGGCUAGAGGGGCAUCGCAAACGACUAGGCAUCGAGGCGUGCCAAGUGGAUAGAAGAAGCGUAACCCACCAUAGUAUGCCUAGUAUGUUUUUUGAAAGAAGAGGCCAGAAGGAUCUAAUCACUUCUAGUCUUUCCUUUUAGUUUUUUUUUAAGAAGAAGCAGCUGCUGGGUGCGUCUCCGUCGUCUCUACUAAGGAGGCGCGUUCGGCCGUCGUUCCAGAAGGAAUUUGAAAUCGUAUGAGGAGAAAUACGUCCUUUUUUUUUUACCUCGUUGAAAGAAACAAAUGAUAACGACGGACGAGGAGGGCACGACAACAGAUAGUAUUUUUUUAAAAGGCCAGGGCUACGGAAACGGAUGAAAUUCGCGCAAUGCGGUAAAUAUUCAUCUGACCUGAUUACCGCUUUUUUAGCCUAGUAAGAAUAUGACAAGAAAAACA